AUGCCCACAAUUUUAUCACGUAGACAUCGAUUACUGCACCUAUCCAUUUUAUUUUUCAUCAUUCCCUUUUUGUAUAGGUAGGAAUUGAAAAUUUUCGAAAAGAAAUGAAAAUUUUAGUUACUAUAAUGAACAAAAACACAUGGCGUCGUAUUCGGUGGAAACGGCCAUGUUUUUGGCUUGGGAACGGUUUAUCGUGAAGCCGGGCGUCAUGUUCCGGAAAGCCGUCGUUGGGUGAGAAGUUUGAGAUGAAAAAAUUUUUGUGAGGCAGAAAAUAAGAGAAACUUGCAAUUUUAUGGUUAAUCAUGGUUUUUUCCUUUUUUCGUGUGAUUUAGAAUUUUCAGAUUGUUUAAAAUUUUCUCAGUAAUGGAGGUUUAGGCAAAUAGUAAGAUAGGUGUCAAAAAGACGACUUUUUUUCCUCAAUUUUCUUGGUUGAAAGAUGAAAAAAAGGCUGAAUUUUUGAAAAAUAGAAGAUCCAUGUUUUUAUUAAAAAGUAGUUCCUACUGAAAAAAAACAGCUUUUAAAAAGUAAACAGUGAAAUUUGAGGAAAAAUCCGGAUUUUCCGGUUCUUUUUUUCAGAGGUUCUGUGUUUAUAUUAAAUUUUUCAUUUUUUUUUCCCCUGUUAGUUUCGAUUUUGAAGUGAUUCGUAAUUGGUCUCCGAACGCUUUUUUUAAGCAUUUUCAAUCUUCAUGUUCAUUUUGCAAGAAAAAAAGUUGAUUAGACUUUCACUCAAAAAUCAAGCCAAAAAUGAUGAAUUUUUUCAAAAUCCCUUCCCAUUAGUUUUCUUUGAUUUUUUCAGCUUCAACUGUAACGUUGAUUUGAUUGUGUCGGGAGUUCGAUUGGUCGAUUCUUUGAAUACAACUUGUUCGGAGCACAAGGACAAGGAGUCUUUAGAGGUGAAAAUGAAACAUGUUCAAGAAAUAAAGAAAGUUUUUUCAGACUCUAACAGAUCUGCAUCAAACUUUUGCGCACUUCUUUCAAAGAGGAGCUGCGGCGGAAAGGUACAAUCUUCUUGAAAAAGCUUACUAAGGGUUUAAAGGAGCAGGGACAAAAUUGAUAAAGGUCCCGAGACGAAGAGCCGGGUUCUUUUAGGUAAUUUGAAGAUUUUACGUCUUUAGAGGUAUAUAAGUCUCAAAAGACUAGGGUUUUAAAGGAGCAGUACUGCAAGUUUAAUUUUUUUAAAUUUUUUUUUUUGAGUUUUGUUUUUUGGUUCCAAAUAAUGAAAGCAUGAAAGCUUCCAAUUUGCGUCAAGGUGGAAAAAGUUCAAAUAUAACAUCAAAAAAACAAGUUUUCAAAAAGGCACUUCUUUCUAGAUAUAUGUCCGACGAGGAGCAAUUCAACUUGUUAGUUCGACAAGCCGAAAGUUCCCAAAGGACGGUCUACCACAUCGGCGGCAACGCGGCCAUUAUGGCCGACCGUAUCGCCGCCAGUUUUCCCAGUACCGAGGUAAAACGAGAAGAAUAAAUGGGCUUACACUUGGAAAAAGUUGUUCAUUCUGAUUUCACAACGGGCUUCGUAAUUGAAAAAAAAACGUCCAAAAAAGAAUGUUCAAAGAAAAAGUUGCUUCAGGUUUACCUGGUCGGUCCAAUUGGACCCCGAAGUCAGGCCCUAUUACAUCCGUCUGUUAAGAGGACCAAUUCGACACGGAUUGUUAAGGUUUGUGAUUUUUUUCUUGAGGUGAAAUUAUUGAUCGAUAUUGAUUGAUUGGUCCGGGGAACUACAAAAAAAUGGAGAAAAUAUAUUAAAAUUUCAGGACGAACUGCACGUCAUCAUGGAGUACAAACAAGGCGAAAUUUUGGACGAUUGGGUCGCGCCAAGUAGUAGUCGAUUCAUCACUAGUCAUGAUCAUUUCAGGUUGAUUUUCUGGAAUAAAUAUUAAAGAAAGAAGAUUUUCAGUGGUAGUACCGUUGUGAUGGAGAUGUUCUUCCGGGCCAUCAGCCAGUUCAAGCCCGAUUUGGUCAUCGUCUCCGGGAUCCACUUGUUGGAGUUCCAAGUACUUGCUUUGUUAUUAAAUUUGAAUUGGCUCAAAAAAGCUUCUUGUCAGCCUAGAAAUUGAUAUUAUAUAGGAAAAGUGUGCAGUUUUUAGUUGAAAAAAGGUUUUUUUUUGUUCAAAACGCAGUUUUGUGGAAAUUUUAUGACCAAUUUUUUUGGGCGGCUAUAGAAAAUCGCGGAAGGAACAAAAAUGCCUUUUGAGAAUUUUUCAAAAUAAAUUUUUUGGCCUGACCUUUCUCCUAUGUGAAAACUUGGACCACAUUUGAAAAAAAAAAUGGUUAAAAAAAGGCAGAUUUUUGACCCAUGUAGGUGAAAGAUACAAGGGAGCUCUUAAAGCAAAAUGGUGAAGGAAAGGUGCAAAAAAAUUCUUAAAGGUGUCCAUUUUUUGCUCACGCUUCAUUCUGCAUCUAUCUUCGGACAUUUUUUUAUGACUUUAAUUAUAAUUUUUUUUUUUAGAUAAGCAAUGAGUUGGUUCAGAACAAAGAAAUGCGGUUGGAGAAGCUGCGGCUUGUGAAGCGCAACCUUCUCCAAGUGAACCCGAAAACGCCGAUUCACUUCGAAAUGAGCAGUUUCGGUGACGCCGUCUUCGCCAGUGACGUUCUUCAGCGGGUUCUCCAGUUUCUGCCCAAAAACUAGCUGAAAACGCUGAUUUCAGGUCAUUCCCUACGUCGACUCGUUGGGUAUCAACGAGCAGGAAUUGGCCUUUUUGGCACAUAUUGCCAACGGACCUCAUAUGGAAGCGUAUCCAGUCCAGGCCGGAACUGUCCAUGUUCACAAGGUUUAUUUUUUUAAAUUUUGAAUAGGAAGUUUCAAAAAUUGAAAAGCAAGUUGAACCUCCCUCAAAUCGAUUAAUUCCUUCACAUUUUUUUGAGAAAAAAAGGAGCCAAUUAUGACGGAAUUUGAAUGGCUCCAAUUAAGCUUCAAAAAUAAAUUUCUGUUCAGAAAAAGCUCUGAAAAAUAUAUGAAUUUAAUUUAAAAAAAUCUAAAUGAUUUUAUGAAAAAAAUCGACGUUUUCAGGUGUCAAAAGAAAAUUCAUUCAAAAAAAUCUUCUCAGAAUAUUAAAACAUAAUUUAUUCCGGAAGUUGAUCAGUUGAAGUUUUUGUCUUUUUUUCGAUUUCAAAAAGUCUUUUGUAGUCAAAACAAAUUUUGUGAGCUAUGCUCCAACCGUAAAAAUCUUAUAAAAAUAACUGAAUGAAGAGUAAAUAACUUUACAGGUGGUUGAAAUGCUCCACUGGCUUCUGAAGACGUUCGGCCGUGACAUCAAAGAUCCCAACACGACGAAAACCGGCUAUCGCCUUCAAAGAAUCCAUUUCCAUUGUCUCACCUAUCACAUUAUUGUAUGUUUUCGAAAAAUGUUACAGGUUAUUUGAUAAAAUUGCAGGUGACGGCCGGAAAUGAAUGGACAAAUUCGGCGGCUUCCCUUGCCGCUGGAGCGAGGUUGGCCGGUCGACUGUCCUGCAACGUUAAUCCUAAGGUUCCAAACGUUUCGUUCCGAGAAAUGAAAAAAAAUACAGAACAUUUUGGAAGUUCAAUUUUCAAUUUUUUUUUUUCCAGGCCGUCGAGUCGGACUUGUUAGAGGUGAGAACGGCGGCGAAUUUCGUUCUCGACAAGAAGAUUGGAAAACACUAUCAAUUCGAGCCGCAUAGGUACGAUUUUUUCGAACUCAAGAACCUAGAAAACUUUUUCUUUAUUCAUUGUUUUGUUAGAAAUAUUGACUAGCUUCUUGUGAAAUAUACCCUGCGACUAGUGAAAAAAAUUUUUUUUGUUGGAAAUACCAAAGACAAAUGAGGAGUAAAACCAGAAAGAUUUUCUUGAUGUCAAAAACUGACGUUUUAAAGGUCGCUGGUACGAAAAUUAUUCAGGAGGUUGAAAUUUUGAAGAAUUUUAUCUUUUUCUGAAGGAGGAGGUCUGUAGAUUGAGAGGGUUAUGUGUUAAAUUAAAAAAAUGCGGUCGUUUGAAAAAACUUCUUGACACCAACAUCCAUCGCAACACCAUUUUUCAAGGCCGCCAAUCUUUUUUCCCGAGAUUUUCUGAAUUAAACUCGUUACUACCUCUUUGAAGUCAAAGGCCAUCAUAUUAUUGUAAAAACCAUCUCUCUGACUACUGGUGAGAUGAAAAGUUGGAUUCUAUCUCUUUUUAUUUUUUCAAAUUUUACGUAAAUCCACCCUUUCUCCUAGACUGAUUUUAUUGCUUUCCUUGCACACUAUGUUCGUCAAAAUCAAACGUUCAACUUUUUUUGGAAAAAUUUUGAUUUCAAUCGUUGUUUCUGAAAAAUUUGUUAUUAGAAAGUUGACUUUCAAUCCGAGAACUGUUUCAAAGGUAUAGAGUCUGAUCAGAUUUUGAAUGCCAAGUAGAAAACUCCGCUCCCAACAACACUCGGUGGUUGGCUCGCUCUCUGAUUGGUUUGAUCAACUCAUAAGGGGCGGAGUUUGAGCGAUGACGUUUAAAAUCUGAACAGACCGAAGAAGUUGAAAUUUCGACCCGAAACAUUUUUUUUAUGUAACGCCCGUAUGCUCAGGAGAUUUCUUAAAAAUUGAAACCGAAAAAAGUGGAAAAUUCUGAAUGUAAGUCCGAAAACCGGAAAAAUUGUUCAAAAUUGAAGUCCGAUCGCCUCGUGGAUGCGUGACGACGUGCUGUUCGUCUACACGCCGGUCCUGGUCUGUCGUCUGCCGACGAAAACGGUUGGCGUCGACGACGCCGUCGCCGUCACCUCCUUGAUGUAUUCCCAGUUCUACCGCUUCGACAAGAACUUCCAUUGGUAG
Messenger RNA from Caenorhabditis auriculariae, 4751 nucleotides. Lineage: Eukaryota; Metazoa; Nematoda; Chromadorea; Rhabditida; Rhabditidae. The record is from the annotation of a GenBank genome assembly.